Messenger RNA from Eurytemora carolleeae, 1914 nucleotides. RefSeq lists its product as uncharacterized. The coding region runs from base 15 to 1880 and encodes 621 amino acids. Lineage: Eukaryota; Metazoa; Arthropoda; Copepoda; Calanoida; Temoridae. The record is from RefSeq and is a predicted model, not a curated record. The transcript is spliced from 20 exons.
AGGGAAGGAAGGAAAUGAAGAAGAAAAGGAGACUGUUUGAGAAGAAUCAGAAGAGAGGACGAACAGCAGAUAUUCAUCCUGAGCUUACACUUGACCAGAUCCAGAACCCUCCGGAUACAAGAAGAGGAGUUCUUAAAUCUAUAGGAUCCAGAUCUUCUCGGAGCUCUAGACGGAGUUCUGAAUUAUCCUUCACUAUCAAUGAAUCCCUGGAGUUGAACACGAUGUAUGAGUAUGGUCAGAGCAGAGCUAAUAAUAGAAGAUCCAGACCAAGGAGAAGAGAAGAGCGCCGGUCAACCUGGACCUGGGAGGCUGGUGCCCGGAGAUCAUCUGUUGCUGUCAUGGCUCUUCAUGUUCGGAAGAAUGAGAAGAGACACAAAAAAUAUUUUUCUAAAUCCGUUGCCCUGAAACCCCAGUCCAGAUCAGCUGUACAUUAUCUGGCAAUUUCUCCGCCCCGAAUCAGGAUUACAGAUACUUCAAGAGAACAUUCACCAAAAGAGGAUUUUCUUUCAGCUGCUCAGUUAGAGAAAGCAACAUCAAACCCUGAUAUUUUCAGCAGUCAUGCUCGCCGCAGGUAUGAGAGAAGGAAAUCUGGUUUAGGGUUUGGACAAAAUCAACAACUCUUCAGCUCCAACGAAAGUCUAGCGAGUAGUAUUCAGGACUACUCCUAUUCAGAGAAACAUAGUGGAAGGCUGAGUAAGCAUUCUAGUACUUCUUUAAGUCAUUUGGAGUUGGACUCUCGUCGGUCCAGUGGAGAGGCAUUUCUUCCUAACAAUACAUAUCAAGACGAGGAGAAAGUGGUUGGAUGGAAAUCUGAUCCAAGGAUCCAGGAUCUGGCAAGGAGUGGCAAAGAGGGAAGUAGUUCGUCUUCUAGUGGACAACGACAAAGUAUCUCAUCUUCAAACCGACAUUUUUCACAGGAGUCUCGAAUAUCUAGUGGUCAGUGCUCAAGCUCUUAUUCAUUCAAGAACUCAUCCCGGAGUAAUUCCAGUGCCAGCUCCGCGUAUCUUCUAGACUACGGAUCUGAGAGUAAACCUGUUAGUAUUGAUAGAUCCAGUGUUUUCAGCUCAAUGGAGGCGGAUUCUCGAAGAUCAAGUGCAGAGUUCUCCUCAACCAAUCAGAACUUUCCAACCUUUAUGAAGAACUUUGAGAACAUGUCUCCCAUCUCGGAAAUAUCAAGCUGCUCCUCCCAGAAGACGAGUCAGGCUAAGGAUCGAAAGGUUCCCUUAAGCCUCCAGCUCUCUCAGCAACCCAACAAAAUAUCAAGAAGACUUUCACCAAAGGUUGAGAGUUCAUUACUUAAACCCAGAUCACAUUCUCCAGCACUCUCUCCUUCCAAGUUCUCCGGCUCUUUCAUCAGUCCUUCUAAGAACCUGUCCGGAAAACAUCUCUGGAUAAAGAGAAGGUUUGAUCCCGUCUCCUCCCCUUUAUCCAGUCGUGAGAGCAGGUUGGAGAGCGGAGUUGAACCUGGAUCUGGGAUCAGGAGCAGCUAUAGUGUAGACGGACAGGAAAAGGUUCUAUUGUGCAGAUGUGAAGAAAAGAUUGAAAAGUUUCAUGAUCAUUCUCUAGCCUCCUCUUUCCCAGCUCUACACUCACAGUUUAAAAUCAGUUUGAAAAAGAGUUUGGUGAGAAUGGACCGACUAAGUAUACCGACUCCGAACCGAUCAGGGUUCCGGGAUAUCUCUAGACGAGGGCUAAAAAUAGUUUCUCCAAAAAGUGAUCCUGGACUCCGGGGAGAGAUAUCUCCUUCUGGUUCCAGGUGUAGGUUCUGCUCCUGUCCUUCUCCUUGGUUCCAAGAUUUUAGAUCUGAAGGAGCAAAUAAGAAGAAUUUUAUUCCAGGAGGUGAAAGGAAGGAUGAGUUAAAUUAUCAGGAUUUCUUUUAGUUCAUAUUUAAUAAUUGAAAAUAACCAUUCUUUU